AUAUGAAUUUCAUUUCUAUUAUUAUUUUAUUUUCAUAUUUUCCGUAAUACGAAAACACACUCUUCGGGUUUCUCUCUCUCUCUCUCUCUCUCUCUGUGAAAUCCUUGUGAUGCUGCCCUAGAUCCAUGGCUUCAUUGCAUGUGUUGCUGAGUUUCAAUGUUACCACUUUUUCACUCUUCCUAUUUGGGUCCUUGAAAUCCUUUUGUGGGUCCCACAUUCAAUCCACCACAAAGCUUUUGCAAACACACUUUCACCAAAAACCUUGUGAAGAUCUUCCUCUUAGUAUUUCUCACUCUCUGUUCUAAAUUUCCAAACUUUGGUGCUUCCUUGUUUGUAAACUACCGGUUUUUCAUUGGGUAAAUCAUUCCGCUGUGUAUUUUAUCUUAUUUUAAAGAUUUUUUAGGUUUGGUUUGUUGAAUUUGAGGUUGUAUACUGUUUGGUAGCUCAUUGAGUUUUUGUGGAUUCAGUGUUUUGAGAUCACAUUUGGGAUUAUAUAAAUACUGGGUUACUGUUGUUAUUAUUAUUACUAUUAGAAUCUGGUGUCUGUGUGUGAAAUUGGUGUUUAUGGGGAACGAAGAUGAGGAUGUUAAGCAUUUAGGAUAGUAUUGUGGGAAUGAAAUUAAAGGGGUGAGGAAUAUUGAGAUUGAAACUUAGAUUUUGGGAGAGGGGUUUGCCUGUUGUGCAUAAUGGGUUGCGUCUGUUGCAAGCCCUCUGCCAUUGAGGAUAGCAAAGAGAGUCCAAGAGAGCGUUUGUCAAGCAAGGUUUCGUUGGACCCUUGCGUAUCGAGGGGUACUUCGUCGAGGAGGGAGGAAGCAUACAGGGUGAAGGAUAGAUAUGAUGGUAAUGAUGUGAGAAUUGCCUUGAUUGAUAAGCAAGGGAACGGUUCUGUGCGGUUGCAAAGUGAUAAUAAUGUUGAAAGGAAGAAGGAGAAAAUGGAAUAUGCUGCUGCUCAACCACAUCCAGGAGUUGGUAGUGUUCCCAAAGCUAUGGAAGGAGAGCAGGUUGCAGCUGGGUGGCCCUCUUGGCUGGCAGCAGUGGCUGGAGAAGCUAUCAAGGGAUGGUUGCCUCGCCGUGCCGAUUCUUUUGAGAAGUUGGAUAAGAUUGGACAGGGAACUUAUAGUAAUGUUUAUAGAGCUCGUGAUCUUGAGCAAAAGAAAAUUGUUGCUUUGAAAAAAGUGAGGUUUGAUAAUCUUGAGCCAGAGAGUGUUCGCUUUAUGGCAAGGGAAAUUCACAUUCUACGUAGGCUUGAUCAUCCAAAUGUCAUAAAACUGGAAGGCCUGGUUACAUCUAGGAUGUCUUGCAGCUUAUACCUUGUUUUUGAAUACAUGGAGCAUGACUUGGCCGGGCUUGCAUCACAUCCUGGGUUGAAGUUUACCGAAGCACAGGUUAAAUGUUACAUGCAGCAGCUUUUACGAGGACUUGAUCAUUGCCACAGCUGUGGUGUGCUGCAUCGCGAUAUCAAGGGAUCCAACCUUUUGAUUGACAACAAUGGAAUCUUAAAGAUUGCUGACUUUGGUUUGGCAAGUGUUUUUGAUCCCAAUCAAACUCAGCCUUUGACAAGCCGAGUUGUCACCCUUUGGUACCGGCCACCAGAGCUUUUACUUGGAGCUACAUAUUAUGGCCCUGCUGUAGAUUUAUGGAGUACAGGCUGUAUUCUUGCCGAGCUGUAUGCUGGCAAACCUAUAAUGCCUGGAAGAACCGAGGUGGAGCAGUUACAUAAAAUUUUCAAACUUUGUGGUUCACCUUCUGAGGAAUAUUGGAGAAAAUCAAGGUUGCCCCAUGCAACAAUAUUUAAGCCCCAACAACCCUAUAGGCGUUGUGUUGUUGACACAUUCAAGGACUUUCCUGCUCCUGCCUUAGCACUCAUGGAGACCCUUUUGUCCAUAGAUCCUGCUGAUCGUGGUACUGCAGCAUCUGCUUUGGAGAGUGAGUUCUUCAUGACAAAGCCUCUACCUUGUGAUCCUUCAAGUUUGCCAAAGUACCCUCCUAGCAAAGAAUUUGAUGCCAAAGUACGAGAUGAACAAGCAAGAAGACAAGGGGCAGCAGGUAGCAAGGGCCAGAGACACGACCCUGAAAGAAGAGGGGCAAGAGAAUCUCGAGCAGUCCCUGCACCUGAUGCUAAUGCUGAACUGCCCAUGUCAAUGCAGAAGAGACAUGGUCAGGCUAAUUCUAAAAGCAGAAGUGAGAAGUUUAAUCCUCAUCUCGAAGAAGCUUCUGGAUUUCCCAUUGAUCCCCCUAGACAGUCACAAGCUGUAGAAGUAGGCAUAGAAAAUCAGGUACAGCAACAUAAAAGAUCCUCCCAUUCUGGUCCACUGGCUCACCGCACUGCAUGGGCUAAAGCUGGGAAGAACCAGGAUGAUGCUCCGAAGAUUUCAGUUGGGGGUGAUCUAUCAACAUUCUCAGGCUUAGUUGCAACCAAGAGUAUGUUGGCAGAUGAUCGCAGAGAAAGGGCUGGAUCAUCACAAAUGGAGGCUUCAAAAUUAAUAGGCAGGUUCCCAGGAUCAUUUAAGGAUGUCUCUGAAUCAUCAAUGCAACAAGAUCAAAGACAUCAUGUACAGGGUGUAGUAGGUGCUUCUCAAAAGGAAGAAGGGAGAGGCAGCAACAAAGACCCAGUUCUUGUUGGAUAUGGGUCAAAGGGUCAUAAAAUUCAUUAUUCUGGUCCAUUGCUGGUUCCAUCAAGCAACACAGAUCAGAUGUUGAAAGACCACGACCGCCAAAUUCAAGAAGCCGUGAGACGAGCACGUUUGGAUAAGGCAAAAAUGAGAAGACUUCAAGCAGAAGGGAACCAGAUCACCAAUUCAUUAUUUGUUUCUGGUCGUUGAGAUGCAGCAAAGCAUCAUAAAGAGAAUAUUUGAUUCUUUUUUUUAAGUGGGGUGCCUGUAUAGGGAGAAAGUAUCCUUUGCAAAAUGCCCCCUUGGCCAUGUUAGGUAAUUUUAUAGCUUAGAAAUCUCUCUCCCUUCAAAAUUAUCACUCAUCUUUCUACUCACAGCUGCAAUUUGUGGUAUAUUAUGGCCAUUCUUGUAAAGCCUUAUCAGUUUUAAGCUGUUAGAAUACUGGGGAAAAAUUAUGUUAUGAUAGAGUUAAUAUUCACUUGGAAGAGGCCUAAGUAAGUGCAUUUGUUCUAUGCCUCCUCUCAUUCUCUCUGAUGCAUCACUACUUUAUUAUUGAGCCCCAUAUUGUGUGAUAUGGUCGGUCUAUCUUUUCAUUCUGACUACGUGACUACUAUGGGUCGGACUGUGGGUUUUGGGCAAAAAUAAAAAAAUAAACUGGUUGCUUGAUUAUGGGUUGGGUCAGGUUAAGUUUUUUUUAAGUCUAAACUUAUGUUACCCUGUCAUGCUGGCUUUAGGUUUGGAAAAGUUUAGGGUAAAAUUUAUGAAUUGUUUUGUAAGUGUUAUUAAUGUUUACCAAUUACAAUUAGAGUUCCUUUUUGG
This is a messenger RNA of Abrus precatorius (Indian licorice), 3431 nucleotides long. RefSeq names its product probable serine/threonine-protein kinase At1g54610. Gene Ontology annotation, cellular component: cyclin-dependent protein kinase holoenzyme complex; nucleus. The transcript is spliced from 8 exons. NCBI's taxonomy places the organism in Eukaryota, Viridiplantae, Streptophyta, Magnoliopsida, Fabales, Fabaceae. Gene Ontology annotation, molecular function: cyclin-dependent protein serine/threonine kinase activity; RNA polymerase II CTD heptapeptide repeat kinase activity; ATP binding. The record is from RefSeq and is a predicted model, not a curated record. Gene Ontology annotation, biological process: protein phosphorylation; positive regulation of transcription elongation by RNA polymerase II. Bases 687 to 2822 code for a protein of 711 amino acids.